AUUUUUUCUCCUUUUUUGCAAAUAUAUGAAAUGAACAAUGGGAUUUUUUGAUAACCCAACACAUCUUUCUAUGAGCUGAGACUGUCGUUUAUAGCAAUGCAUGCACAUCGAGUCUCGAUCAUCUUCUGCAUGCGUUUUGGAGGGCAUUGAAACCAGACGUCUACAGUCAGUGCCAUUAGUUCUGGACACAGAAAAGCACAACCUCCCACUACUAUUUUUCCCUAUAAAAACACCACACUCUGCACCCCAUACAUCACACACCAACAUUAAUUCAACUGAUCAGAGCACCCCAAGCGAAAGAAACACUACAACAAUUGCCAUGGCUAGCCUUAAGGUGGUUUGUGCUCUCUUCAUGUGCAUGGUGGUGGCUGCACCCUUGAUCACCGAGGCAGCCCUUACUUGUCCUCAGAUUCAGGCCGGGCUUGCUCCAUGCCUGGGUUACCUCCAGCGAGGAGGUGUACCCGCUGGGGGCUGCUGCCCCGGGAUCAAAAGACUGGUCGGCUCAGCCACGACCACAGCUGAUCGCCAAAAUGCUUGCAAGUGCUUGAAAACAGUUGCUGGCGCAGUCAAAGGCAUAAACACAGGCUACGCUGCUGCCCUUCCUUCCUUGUGUGGCGUCAAAAUUCCCUACAGGAUCAGCGCCUCCACGAACUGCAAUAGCGUGAAGUGAAGUGAUGAUACGGAGAAACAUGUGGAAGGAUGAUAUGAGAUGAUAAUAUAGUAGAAGUAGCUAGGCUACGUUAAGAAUAAAGAAUGAGUGUUCUGUCGUUCUAAUCUCUUUUUAUUUUCGUGCAUGUCACCGAUAUCAGUCGGUUGUGGUUGUACUUGUACGUGAUGAUGGCUCUUGCCAUCUUCCUCAGGCAAUCUAUAUCGUUCGUUUAUUUUCCAUAUGCUAGAACAAUCUUGGAUCU
Molecule: messenger RNA, 911 nt
Organism: Prunus dulcis (almond)
Lineage: Eukaryota; Viridiplantae; Streptophyta; Magnoliopsida; Rosales; Rosaceae
Product: non-specific lipid-transfer protein Cor a 8-like
Exons: 2
Coding region: 101-670 (189 amino acids)
Biological process (GO): lipid transport
Cellular component (GO): membrane
Molecular function (GO): lipid binding
Source: RefSeq, a predicted model, not a curated record